This is a messenger RNA of Betta splendens (Siamese fighting fish), 4802 nucleotides long. Its product is annotated as SLIT-ROBO Rho GTPase-activating protein 3-like. Gene Ontology annotation, molecular function: protein binding. The record is from RefSeq and is a predicted model, not a curated record. The transcript has 22 exons. The coding region runs from base 404 to 3727 and encodes 1107 amino acids. Gene Ontology annotation, biological process: negative regulation of cell migration; signal transduction. NCBI's taxonomy places the organism in Eukaryota, Metazoa, Chordata, Actinopteri, Anabantiformes, Osphronemidae. Gene Ontology annotation, cellular component: cytoplasm.
CAGCAGCGGCGGCGGCGGCGUUGAACUUGCGGAGAGAGAGAGAGAGAGAGAGAGAGGGAGAGAGAGAGAGGGAGGGAAGGAGGGAGAACGGGCAGACUGGACGGCGUUUUGCAGACACUAUCACCGCAGCGGCUCAGCCUCCUCCAGACCCUGACAUGCACGUCGGACGUGAAUUGUUUUCCGAUUCUCUGAGAGCCCCGGCGUAGAGGAGUGGUCAGCGCGGGCGAGCGCUUCCAGGACCGCCGCGCCGCCGCCUCGUACGCGGAGCCCCCGCUGCGCGUUCGUCGCCGAAGUUGUGCCGAUGCGUCGCGCCUGAUCGCGGCUCAACCAUCCGGAGGGAGGACUGCGGACGCGGCGCCGCGGCAGCUGGAGAGGCUCGUUGCACGACCCCCCCCCCCCCAAAAUGUCAUCUCAGGCGAAAGUCAAGAAGGACAAAGAGAUUAUUGCUGAGUAUGAGACCCAAGUGAAAGAGAUCCGUAACCAGCUGGUGGAGCAGUUCCGUUGUCUGGAGCAGCAGUCCGAGUCCCGGCUGCAGCUGCUGCAGGACCUGCAGGAGUUCUUCCGCCGCAAAGCCGAGCUCCAGCUGGAGUACUCCAGGGGCCUGGACAAGCUGGCCGAGCGCUACUCUGCCAAGAUCCGCACCUCCAGAGAGCACCAGCACUUUAAAAAGGACCAAAACCUCCUCUCCACUGUGAACUGCUGGUACUUGGUUCUGGACCAGACCAGGAGGGAGAGCCGGGACCAUGCCACGCUCAGCGACAUCUACAACAACAACGUCAUUGUCCGUCUGGCACACGUGGGCGAGGACGUAAUCAGACUCUUCAAAAAGAGCAAAGACAUCGGGGUGCAGAUGCAUGAGGAGUUAGUGAAAGUCACCAAUGAGCUCUACACGGUGAUGAAGACGUACCACAUGUACCAUUCCGAGAGCCUCAGUGCCGAGAGCAAGCUGAAGGAGGCGGAGAAGCAGGAGGAGAAGCACAUCGGCAAGGCCAAUGACAUCAGCAGCGGCCUGCUGCGCUACGGCCACGACGAGCGCCCGCAGCGACGCAGCUCCGUCAAGAAGAUGGAGAAAAUGAAGGAGAAGAGACAAGCAAAGUACUUCGAAAACAAGCUGAAAUGCACAAAGGCUCGCAAUGAUUAUCUUCUCAAUCUAGCAGCCACCAACGCCCUGGUGGCAAAAUACUACAUCCACGACGUGUCCGAUAUGAUCGACUGCUGUGAUCUAGGCUACCACGCGAGCCUGGCACGGACCAUGAGGACCUACUUGUCUGCAGAGUACAGCCUGGAGACCUCCCGCCACGAGGGCUUGGAUUUAAUCGAAGGAGCGGUAGACGCCGCCGACAUCAGAGGGGACAAGCUGAAGUUCAUGGACGCGCACAGUCAGAUCUUCUGUCCCCCGGCGCGCUUCGACUACCAGCCGCACAUGGGAGACGAGGUGUGCCAGGUGAGCGCACAGCAGCCUGUCCAGACAGAGCUCCUGAUGCGCUACCACCAGCUGCAGUCUCGCCUGGCCACGCUGAAGAUAGAAAAUGAAGAGGUGAGGAAGACCCUCGACGCCACCCUGCAGACCCUGCAGGACAUGCUCACCGUGGAGGACUUCGACGUCUCCGAGGCCUUCCAGCACAGCCAGUCCACGGAGUCGGUCAAGUCGGCCUCCUCCGACUCCUACAUGAGCAAGGCGAACAUCGCCAAGAGACGGGCCAAUCAGCAGGAGACCGAGGGCUUCUACUUCACCAAAUACAAGGAGUACAUCAAUGGCAGCAACCUCAUUAUCAAGCUGCAGGCCAAGCAUGACCUCCUGAAGCAGACGCUAGGGGAAGGGGAUCGGGCUGAAUAUGGAACAACGAGGCCUCCCAUUCUUCCCCCUAAACCCCAGAGAAUGCGGAAGGCUAGACCUCGCUCCAUUUAUAACAGUAAGCUGUUUAACGGCAAUAUGGAGGCCUUCAUUCAGGAUUCAGGGCAGCCCAUACCGGUGGUGGUUGAGAGCUGCAUCCGAUACAUCAACCUGUACGGUCUUCAGCAGCAGGGCAUAUUUCGAGUUCCAGGCUCCCAGGUCGAAGUCAACGAUAUUAAAAAUGCAUUUGAAAGAGGUGAGGAUCCGCUGGUGGACGAUCAGGCGGAUCAUGACAUCAACUCCGUGGCCGGCGUCCUCAAGCUCUACUUCAGGGGCCUUGAGAACCCGCUGUUCCCCAAGGAGCGCUUCCUCGACCUCAUAUCCACAACCAAGCUCGACUCGGGUGCAGAACGAGCACAUCACCUGCAGCAGAUAGUGGUGACUCUUCAGCGGCCUGUGAUCAUUGUCAUGCGGUACCUGUUUGCGUUUCUAAACCACCUCUCUCAGUACAGUGAUGAAAACAUGAUGGACCCCUAUAACCUAGCUAUUUGCUUUGGCCCCACACUGAUGCCUAUACCAGAUGAGCAGGACCCCGUGGCCUGCCAAGCUCACGUUAAUGAGGUCAUUAAGACCAUUAUCAUUCACCAUGAGGGCAUCUUCCCGACACUGCGUGAGCUGGACGGCCCCGUGUAUGAGAAGUGCAUGGCUGGAGGGGAAGAGUACUGUGAAAGUCCCCACAGUGAGCCAGGAGCACUCGAUGAGGUCGACAACGGCACCGGGCCAAACACUAGCGAUGAAGAGCCGGAACAGAUCGAGGCCAUAGCCAAGUUCGACUACGUGGGCAGAAGUCCAAGAGAACUUUCUUUCAAGAAGGGAGCCUCUCUGUUGCUGUACCUGCGAGCCUCUGAGGACUGGUGGGAGGGCCGACACAACGGAGUGGAUGGGCUGAUCCCACACCAGUACAUAGUGGUGCAAGACAUGGAUGACGCGUUCUCAGACGGCAUGCACAGGAGUGAGAGUGAGGCGGGCAGUGGGCUGCCCCACGAUGACCGAGCCCCAUCCAGGAACGAGCAAACGCCCGAGCACCGCUUCGGAGCCGCACUGGGAAGGGUGAGGGUGCGAUCGGACGGCGCCGCGGUCCCGCGCCACCGGAACGGCGCCGAUUGCCAUAGCCCCACCCGAGCGGCCGAGCAGCCGCCCCGCGUGAUGCCCCGUCCCUGCAGCCCGCACAAAAUGGCCGUCAGCAGGGGCCCCACGGAGAGCCCGGAGAAACGGCGGCUCACCACGUUCGGCGCUCACCCCGAGCGCAAGGCCUUCGUCAACAGCCACGCCCAGCGCUCGUCGCCCGGCGCCAUUCGCCACACCAGCUUAGGGGACCACAAGGCUCUGGAGGCCGAGGCCUUGGCCGAGGUUGGUCCCGUCGCACAAGACAUAGAGAAAACCAUGAACACCGCUCUCCACGAGCUGCGGGAGCUGGAGCGGCAGAACGUGGCCAAACACGCCCCCGACGUCGUCCUGGACACGCUGGAGCCGCUCAAACACCCCGGCGCGGCGCCGGACCCGCCCGGCAGCCCGCUCCACACCAUGGUGAUCCGCGACCCGGACGCGGCGCAGCGGCGCAGCAGCAGCUCCUCCUCCUCGGAGACCAUGACCACCUUCAAGCCCGCCGUCUCGGCGCGCAGGCCCAGCGCACCGCUGAGGCCCCCGCCCGUCAGGCCGGUCCGGCCCGCGCCCGUGAUCGGACCGGGCCAGGGGCCACACCGCUCCAGCAGCUCCAGCUCCUCCGGCCUGGGCAGCCCAGGCAUCACCCCCACUGACAGGGUGUUCCCCAAAGCCCCCUCCCCGUCACCCUCCACCUCCUCCUCCUCCUCCGACAAACAGGGUAACAUGUAGCUCCCGUCGGUUCUGAGGUCAAAAGGGUGAAGACCACUGUGGGACCAGAGCGAUUGUGACGACCAUCACGGCCCAAUACAGCAAAACAAACUGACACCGGGGCUGUGUGCUGAAUAUUUAACACAGACUGUAGGUAGGAGGGCUACUGUUGGUUUCUUGGUGGACAAAUAAUUAUUCCACUGAAAUACAGACAAAUUAAAAUCUAUUAUUGUUUUUUAAAGGAAUAUACCAUUAUAGAUUCAAAAAGGGACACACUGGAAAAUACUUGUGUUUACUUAGUGUUUGCUAAAACCUGACAAUGGAGUCCAGAGAUGCUUGGACUUGUGUCUGGUUUCCUCUUCCAUUACCAGGGAACACUUAGGGGAAUAUUGGACCACUGACCAUGCAGAUUCCAGGCAGUGCUGGUGUCCUAUAUUCUCGGGCACCGUUUACGGGCAGAGACCCCGCUUCACAGUGUCGGACCCUAUGGCUGGAUGGUGUUUCAGAGUGAAACCACCUUUAGGCUCCAGUCCUUCUAAUGCCUGCUAUAAGGCGGUUACAGUACAUCUACAGUAAAACACAGAGCAUUACAGUUAUUAUUACAGUUAUCUGUGGAAGUAAAGAUAAAAAAUAGCACAACGUUGUCAUAACAUCGUCAUCUCUAUAUAUAAGAAGUUUAGCUGUGUUACCUCAACAGACGAGUAAAAUUUCCUCCUUCACAUCAAAGCGACUAAUGCACCUGAAGACGCAACAGAGACCUGUGCCGCAUUCGUAGGUUCUGUGUUUUCUUUUUGAAGUCAGACUAGAACCGUGAUAGAGCACAUCGGUAUCAUUGAAGCUUUCUUAGUCCCUAGAUUACACAUGGUCUCUUUAGGCUGCGUGGGUGUUUAGAUGAUCUUGUUUACUGUUGAUGAUGUUUGUUGGUCAAUACAUCUUUAAAGUGUAAUAGGUACAUUGGAAUGAAUAUAUACAUACUUGGAUACUUGUAUAAAUAACAUUGUAUGAUAGUUAAAAGGAUAUAUUAUCAUCUCUAGUGUGUAGAUUUUUCGUAAUGAUUAUCCUUGCACAAACAGAACAAUAAACAAAUCAAACCUGA